UCUGAUCCAGUCUCCAGUCUGCGUGCCGCAGCUCUGAAUGAGAUGUAAAUAAAAGUCGUUUGGCUAACCCUAACAUACCCUGACUGAGGCAUCAUGGGAGGCAUGGAUGACUUUGAACAGGAAGGAAUUAAUGAGGAGUUUAUUGACUUUGCCAUUCGAGAGAGCAUUCGGGAUUCCUACAGGCUCUCAUGUUCAGUACAAACAAACAGGAAGGAGCCGACCAGUGAAAAGUGUAUAGAGAUAAUGGCAGCCAUUCAUAAAGGUGAUGUGUGUGCGCUGCAGCAGCUGUCAGGUUGUGUGUCUGCCCUCACAGACACAGACAGUAAGGGCUGGCUGCCUCUGCAUGCAGCAGCUGUACACCCACAGACUCAGAUCCUGCAUCUGGUGCUGCAGGUGGUAUGUUCAUCCACGGAUCUGACACUGGAGGAACAGACCGGGGACGGGGACACAGCUCUGACUUUAGCCGCUGAGGCUGGUCUGGUGGAAAACGUCACGAUGUUGUUGGAGCACGGAGCUUCACCUCACAACACUAAUGACAGGAACGAGUCCCCUCUGCUGCUGGCAGUGAGACAGAAAUCCUAUGACAUGGUCUUGUCUCUUAUUAUGGGUGGGGCCUUUGUGGAACAGAUCUGUCUGAAGAAGUGGACAGCCAUCCAUGAAGCUGCAAAGGUGGGUUGUCCAGCUAUUGUGAUGUUGCUCCUUCGACAUGGAGCCAAAGUAACGAGUAGAGAUGGUCAUGGGGUGACACCUCUGGGGACUGCAGCUGAAUAUGGAAACACUGAAGUUCUGGAUAUUCUCAUACAUCAUGGUGGUGAUGUGAAUGCCCAGGCCACCAAUGGAGACACAGUCAUAUAUGAUGCAACAGGAAAUGGAAACCUGGACUGCAUUGAGCUGCUCCUGCAACAUGGUGCAAACCCAAAUGUAGCCAGCAAUGCCUUCCAGCUGCCCAUCCACCGAGCAGCGUACGAGGGACACAUACUAGCCCUGAGGACUCUCAUCCCCCUCACCACAAAGAGAGCCAUCCGCCUAUCAGGCCAGGACCCUGUCCACUCAGCAGCUGACGGGGGGCAGGUUAAGUGUCUGGAGCUGCUCAUUCAGAAAGGAUUCAGUGUCAAUGCCUUGUUAGGCCAACACAUUUCUGAGAACUAUGGAGAUCUCAGAAGGACUCCACUUUACUUUGCUGUUUCCAACGGCGACAUGACCUGUGCUGAGAUACUGCUCGCAGCUGGAGCCAGAACUGAUCUGGAUCCGUUACGAUGUAUCCUUGUGGCUAUACGGGCUGAGAGGUAUGAGCUGGUGAAACUGUUGCUGUCCUACGGAGCAGAGGUGAACUGCUACUUCAGAGUUAUCAGUAACACCGUGUUCCCCACAGCCCUGCAGUACUCGCUGAAGGACCAUGUUAUGCUGCGACUGCUUCUCAAUAGUGGAUAUCAUGCUUACAAGUGUUUUCAGUGUUGUCAUGGUAACAGUGAAGAACUGGACAGUACCUGGAUUGACCUCCAUAACCAAGCCUACCAGAUUUACUGUCAGCCAAAUGCCAUCUCAUUCUGUGAGUUUGUGGCUGUGUCAUGGCUGACACAUCUGGUGGGCCGUGUGGUCAGGAUGCUCCUGGACUACGUGAGCCAUGUCAACAUCUGUCCCAACCUGAGACGUAUUCUGGAGAAGAGACCAGAAUGGGAGGAGAUUUCUGACAUUCUAAGUAGUCCACGGUCACUGCAGCACUUGUGUCGACUGGUGAUCAGAAGUCACAUUUGCCAAAAAACACUGAAUAAUCUACAGGCCAUGAAUAAUGUCCCUUUUCCCCCCAGACUGAAGAAUUAUCUGACCUACAGAGAGUACGACCUGGAUGGUCACCUUUCCUCAACAUGAAACACAUUUUUAUAUGUGUGGGACUGAAGCACUGAGCACUAGCCACUUAUUUAAGAUGGAUAUUUUUCUGCAAUUGCCUUAAAAUUUUAUAUGCUAUAUUUCAUUGUUUUAAGUAUGAGGUUGUCAGUAAUGUUUGGUUGCAGUUCUGAUGUUUCCCCUUAGGCUUCAACACUUUAAAGCUCUCUUUUCUUUAAGAAUGUAAUCAUUUAUCAUGAGCAAUGUUUCAUGUCCAUUACAGACACAUUUGGGAUAAUCAGUCUUCCUAGCUUAAUCCUAGUUUAUCCCUUAGAAAAUACAGCAUGUUAUGCCUUACAAGCAAAUGAUGGUCUUUCUGUUCAUGUUUGUUAUAAUAUUACUGUUCUUAUUUCAUUCAGUAAUUACCAACUGUAACAGCGGAGGUUAUGUUUUCAUCGGGGUUUGUCUGUUUGUCUGUU
This is a messenger RNA of Sphaeramia orbicularis (orbiculate cardinalfish), 2303 nucleotides long. It is a transcript of the gene asb15b, whose product is annotated as ankyrin repeat and SOCS box containing 15b. Gene Ontology annotation, biological process: intracellular signal transduction. The record is from RefSeq and is a predicted model, not a curated record. The coding region runs from base 94 to 1869 and encodes 591 amino acids. The transcript has 14 exons. Gene Ontology annotation, molecular function: protein binding. Lineage: Eukaryota; Metazoa; Chordata; Actinopteri; Kurtiformes; Apogonidae.